UCCGAUACACUCGACACUGUGAGAACGGGCAGCAAAAGUUUUAAAUAAUAAAAUUGUUUUUACUUGUGUCCGAGAGAUAUAAAACUCGUUUUACUUGUUAAUAUAUAUUUUUACACUUUUUUCGAGAACGCGCGGUACAACUUUACGUACGUGUUUUCUUGUCGAUCUUCUCGAUUCGGGAGUAAAAUGAACGUUUAACCAAAAAGUAAGGUUAAUUAUGAAACAUUUGAUUGAAACUAGCCAAAGAGAUUAGUUUCACUCGUUUUCGAUUAACUUAAAUAAAGUGUCAACUGUGAUUAGUCAGUUCAACAGAAUAAUUAUACAUAUGAAAGUAAAAAUUGCAGCAUAGGAACUAUAACAAAGUAUAACAGCAUGGAUCCAGCGUUAUUCAGGGAACGUGAGCUCUUUAAGAAACGAGCUCUGAACACACCAGUAAUUGAAAGCAAGAAACAAGAGAAGGAUAUCAAGAAAGAUGAACCAUCAAAGAAAAAUGAACAACCAAAGAAGAAACCUAAACCAUCUUCUUUGAUAUCAACAGGACCAAAGUUGGACAUGGUUAAUUAUAAACCCAUGGCUGGUACCCAAUAUAAGUUUGGUGUAUUGGCCAAGAUAGUGAAGCAUAUGAAAGCAAGGCAUCAAGAAGGAGAUGACCAUCCAUUAACAUUAGAUGAAAUUUUAGAUGAAACAAAUCAAUUGGAUGUGGGAUCAAAAGUCAAACAAUGGCUACAGACCGAAGCACUAGUAAAAAAUCCUAAAAUUGAAAUAACAUCUGAUAAUAGAUUUGCUUUUAAACCAAUGUAUAAAAUAAAAGAUAAGAAAUCUCUGCUGAGGCUUUUGAAACAGCAUGACUUGAAGGGUCUUGGUGGUAUAUUGUUGGAAGAUGUACAAGAGAGUUUGCCCCAUUGUGAUAAACAUUUAAAAAGUUUACAAAACGAAAUAUUAUUUAUUAUGCGACCAAUUGAUAAGAAAAAGAUUCUCUUUUAUAAUGACAAGACAGCACAGUUUCCUGUAGAUGAGGAAUUUCAAAAAUUGUGGAGAGGAGUUGCAGUGGACGCUAUGGAUGAUCAGAAAAUAGAUGAAUAUCUUGAAAAACAAGGAAUCAGGUCAAUGCAAGACCAUGGACUCAAGAAGCCAGCGCCGAUUAAACGAAAGAAGCCUGUUAAUAGAAGAAAACAGUUUAAAAAGCCAAGAGAUAAUGAGCAUUUGGCAGACGUUUUGGAAACAUACGAUGAUUAAAAUGAAUGAGAAUGUCAUAUGGUCUGCCAUACUUCAAGCUCUUUAUGUGGUAUACUAUUAAAAACUUGUAAACUAUUAAUGUUACCGAAGUUUAGAGAUUUAUACACAUAUUCUUUUGCCACAAAUAGAGAAAAUUUGUAAUACA
Pseudomyrmex gracilis is the source of this 1381-nucleotide messenger RNA. It is a transcript of the gene TfIIEbeta, whose product is annotated as transcription initiation factor IIE subunit beta. The record is from RefSeq and is a predicted model, not a curated record. Lineage: Eukaryota; Metazoa; Arthropoda; Insecta; Hymenoptera; Formicidae. Gene Ontology annotation, biological process: transcription initiation at RNA polymerase II promoter. The transcript has 4 exons. The coding region runs from base 373 to 1236 and encodes 287 amino acids. Gene Ontology annotation, cellular component: transcription factor TFIIE complex.